AUGGCACGUCUCAUUCACACACACCUGGACGAAGCAAACACCCCAGGUCCCCGCCCAGCAUCAUCAACAUUAUCACCAGACGCAUUUACCUCUGAUAAAGAAAAUCGGCAUCAAGGUAUUAAUAAGAAAACUACCGCUGUGAUGCCACCCAGCGCACACAGUAAACGACGGCGACUAGCCAACCGCACCUCGAAUGCCCAGCCUGCGCAAUCCGCCCAAUCUUCUCGAUCUGCUCAGUCUGCCCGAUCCGCGCAGUCGCAAGCAUCAUCUCAACGAACAGGCAGCGACACACGAUACUAUGACCCUGAUCAGGAUCCCGAAGAACGUAGAAGUGUACGGAGAGGACUUCGAGAUCUGGGGAGGGAACUGAAUGACACGCGAGGCGAGCUCAUGCAGCCCGGAAAUGAUGGUAUCCUCAACAUCGUCGAACAAGCAAAUCAAUUUUACGCCAAAGUGAAGCAGACCGCUGACGCCACGCUCGAUUCGCGCAUCCUGGUCAACACCGCCGACCUAACACACAAGAAAGCUACCCAGCUCGCUCUCGGCGACACCUCUGCCGGUAUCGAUGUAGACGAGUUUGUCUCCAAGUGUGUUUCGUUUAUGCGUCGCGGCCCUAACAAUGCGACGGCUUCAACAAACGGGACACAGGGACGCCGAGGGCGCCUUGGUCGAAGCCAAAGAGAUCCCGAUGCUAGUGAUGAAGACGACGGCGACGCGAUGAACUGGGAUACGCUUGGCCGAUCAGCCUGCUUUCCUAGUAAUGCUCGCCCGGCCGUGUCUGGAUGGUUGCUGGGGCCUCUGUCGGUACAGAAGCGUACGCGGCAACUGACACAGCGAAGAGCAACAGAGCAGAUUGAUCGCACGCAAGCCGUGGCGCCCCGAGAAAUGGCCCAGCAGGAUCUUGGCCAGCAGGACAGCACGAAUUUGACCGAGAUCUGUUCCGAGAUUAACAAGCUGCUCGCUAAUAACCAGCAUGAUCGUCAGAAAGCAGCCACAGAAGAACUCGAAGGCCAAGUAAACCUUACGCCAGAGAAGGCACAACAAAUCAUGGAUAAUCACAACGUGGCGGACGACGGGGGAAUCCCAUUGUUUCGCUUCUGUAUCAACCCAAAGUCUUUCGGGCAAAGCGUGGAAAAUUUGUUCUACGUGAGUUUUCUCGUGCGAGAUGGCACUGUGGGUGUAUCAACAGAUAGUCGAGACUUGCCGACCCUGCAUGCGGCCGCACCGUUUGCCCCUAGUGAAGCCCAAAAAAAGGGAGUGCAAAAACAUCAGGCGGUCUUUAGCUUGGAUCACGAUACAUGGCAUGAAAUUAUCGAUGUUUUCAAGAUUGAGGAGUCCAUCAUCCCCCACCGCGAAGAGAAAGAGCAAGCGACUGGCACUAGUUGGGAGCGCAAAUCUCGAACUCAAAAAGCACAAACGAAGGGGGAAAGACGAAGAAAAAGCGCCAAAAUGCCACAGCUCUUUCCAACCAACCCUGCUGCGACCAUGGUCAUUCGCCAUGUGACGCCAGACAUCGUGACCAUGAGUCUGCCAUUCGCACGGUUUGGACACCUGCAGUUUGGCGGCCGAGGGACACUGGUUAAGCUUGCCACCGGUUCCCUGGCAGUAUUCUCGCCCGUCAGCCUAACGCCCGAAGUCCGCGAAACAGUCGAGUCCCUCGGCGGAAAUGUCAAAUACAUCACGGCGCCAGAUAUUGAGCACCACCUCAACAUUACCCCGUGGAAGACCGCAUAUCCGCAAGCAGAAAUCCUGGCCCCGGAGGGUCUCUAUGAGAAGCGACAAUCCAACCCGGAGUUCCAGGACACCCCGUUCGACCAUGUAUUCAAGAAGGACGAUGAACUGCCGCGGUCGAUUUCGAAGGAGUUCGAUGCUGAGUUCGCCAGCGAGUAUGUGUAUGGCCACGGGUCGCGCGAGCUGGUGUUUUUACAUAAGCCCACGGGUACGGUCAUUGAGGCGGAUCUGCUCUUUAACCUACCCGCUAAGGAGCAGUAUUCCAAGACCCCCGAAGCGGGGACUAAUUUCCUUACAAGGCUUAUUAUGCCGCUGUUGUCCACCAAGCCACCGGCUACAUGGCACAGACGGUUUGCAUGGUAUAUUCUCUCCUCACAAGACCGGACAGCGUUCAAUGAGUCUAUGAAAAGGAUUGAUCAGUGGGACUUUGAUCGUUUGAUUCCAUGCCAUGGUGAUACCAUCGAGACUGGUGCCAAGGGGAUAUUCCGCGAUGUGAUGGCAUGGCACUUGGAUCGGAAUAAGACCUAG
Messenger RNA from Penicillium expansum, 2259 nucleotides. RefSeq names its product Nse4. The transcript has 5 exons. Bases 1 to 2259 code for a protein of 752 amino acids. The record is from RefSeq and is a predicted model, not a curated record. Gene Ontology annotation, biological process: DNA repair. Gene Ontology annotation, cellular component: nucleus; Smc5-Smc6 complex. NCBI's taxonomy places the organism in Eukaryota, Fungi, Ascomycota, Eurotiomycetes, Eurotiales, Aspergillaceae.